AUGUGUCAACUCAAGGAAGUCAGGUAUGAAAAAGUAAGGAUGAAUUGCUCAACUGGGUACGUGAAGUUGGAAAGAGAAAUGGUUUGGUCAUUAUAUCGUCUUCCUCUUCUUGAAAUUGUGGGAGUGACAUCAACUGAAAUGACAUUUUCUGUAGCUUUUGCAUACUUACACUAUAAGAGGGUCAAUAACUAUGCGUGGGUGUUAGCUACAUUGCAUGAUGUCAUGGAUGGUUUUGUUGUGCCAACAAUUAUUGUUACUGACAGAGAGCUAGCCUUGAUGAAUUCCAUACAGAAGACAUUCCCGAGUGCCAGACAUUUAUUAUGUCGUUGGCAUAUCAGUAAGAAUGUAUUGACCAAAUGCAAAAAAAUGUUUGAGACACAACAGAAAUGGGAGAAGUUCAACCAUGAGUGGAACUCUUUAGUGUAUUCAUCUUCUGAAAUUCAAUACGAUGAGUGUCUUAAAUCAUUACUUAAGGAAUUCAGUAGUUAUCCUGAUGCAGUCAAAUACAUCAUGGAUACUUGGUUGGUUCCUAACAAGGACAAAUUUGUGGCGGCAUGGACAGAUACGUGUAUGCAUUGUGGCAAUGUUACAAUGAACCGGGAGCUACGAGGUAAUGUGUCUAUCUCUACAUUGGAGUAUUUGCUUGUAGAGAGUAAGAGAGCCAAUUCCAUUGGUAUUGAUGUUGAAGCUUGUGGAUGCGUCAUUCACCACACUCAUGGUUUACCUUGUGCCCAUGAGAUUGCUGACUACAUUAGACAAGAUCAUCCUAUACCACUUGCUACCAUACCCUCACAGUGGAGGCAACUUCAUAUCUCCAUAUGCAAGAAAGAAAAGGAAACGGAGGUGAGUUGUCAUGCAGAAGUAGAGUCGUUUGUGAACAAGUUGAAUGAAAGUGAUAGAACCAUGCGGUUGGAGCUUUUAAAGAAGUUGAAAGAGAUUGUAUAUACGGGAAGCACUUUUCUUGUUGAGCCGGAGGUGAAGCCCAAAACACGUCCUCGGGAUCAUAAGAAGAUCAAUGUUUCUACCCGUCGUGACCCGUGUGCAUUUGAGUUGGUGCAAUCUAGACAUGAUUCCUUCUCACCUAGGGACACUCAAAUCACUACAUUAGCUUCUACUCUGCAAACCAAGAAGAAGCGACCUGUUAAAGAAAAUGAGAAGGUGAAUCCAAAAGGGAAGGUAUACAUUACUAGAACAGUGAAACCUGGUGCAUAUGUUGAUGUUUUCCCUUCUGGGUUGAAACCAUACAUUAAGUUUGUCAAGGAUGUAACUGCAGAUGGGAAUUGUGGUUUCAGGGCUAUAGCUGCUUCAAUUGGUCAUACAGAAGAUGAUUGGGCUCAAGUUAGGCGUGAUCUGUUGGGUGAGCUGCGCACACACAAAGAGGAAUACAUUACACUUUAUGGGUCCUACGAAAGUAAUGUCUCACCUUUUUACCUCUUAGAACAGUGCCAGUACCUCAACUUGAUAGACAUGAGAUUGCCAUUAGGUUUUGUUGCAGCCAGCCAUCCAGUUCCUCCUAUCGCCACUAAUUGGCGAAAAUACCGUCACCCUUGCGCUGUCGACUGGGAUGAUGCAUAUGUGCGUUGCAUUCAACAUUUCAAGGACAUUAUUCAUGAUAAUGUAGCUACUCGAGAGACAUUUGAUGUUGAUGUCGCAUGA
This is a messenger RNA of Camellia sinensis, 1656 nucleotides long. The record is from RefSeq and is a predicted model, not a curated record. NCBI's taxonomy places the organism in Eukaryota, Viridiplantae, Streptophyta, Magnoliopsida, Ericales, Theaceae.